AUGGGCUUCCCUAUCAUCGGAGAGAGCCUUGAAUUCCUCUCUACAGGAAGGAAAGGUUACCCCGAAAAGUUCAUUUAUGAUAGAAUAGCUAAAUACUCAUCCCAAGUUUUCAAGACUUGUAAUCUAGGGCAGCCCACUACAGUUGUUUGCGGUGCGGCAGGCAACAAGUUCUUGUUUUCUAAUGAAAACAAGCUUGUUACCUCAUGGUGGCCAGACUCAGUAAACAAGAUCUUCCCUUCCUCUACACAAACCUCUUCAACAGAGGAAUCCAAGAAGUUGAGGAAGUUUCUACGUAACUUUUUGAAGCCUGAAGCCUUGAUAAGAUAUGUAAGCAUGAUGGACACUAUUGCACAAAGACACAUAGAGGCUAGCUGGGAAGGCAAACAACAAGUAACUGCGUUUCCACUAGCUAAGAUGUACACCUUUUGGAUAGCAUGCAAAGUAUUCUUGAGCAUUGAUGAUCCAAAGGAUGUUGCCAAGUUAGCCCAUCCUUUCAAUAACUUGGCAUAUGGGAUAAUUUCUUUUCCCAUAGAUUUGCCAGGAACAUCUUUCAAUCGCAGUAUCAAGGCCUCGAAGUGGGUAAGAAAAGAUUUGCUAUCUAUCAUAAAGAAAAGAAAGGUUGAUCUAGCGGAGAAUAGAGUACUGCUUACGCAGGAUAUACUGUCUUACAUGCUUUUAACAGCUGAUAAGGACGGGCAAUACAUGAAGGAGACAGACAUAGCUGAUAAAAUUAUAGGUUUGUUGAUUGGUGGUCAUGACACUACUAGUGCUGUAAUUGCUUUUAUUGUCAAGUAUUUUGCAGAGCUUCCUCACAUCUGCCAGGAGGUUUUAAAGGAACAAAUGGAUAUUGCCAAGUCGAAAAGGCCGAAGGAGCUGCUCAACUGGAAUGAUAUUCAGAGAAUGAAGUACUCUUGGAAUGUUGCAUGUGAAGUGAUGAGACUAGCUCCUCCACUUCAGGGUGCUUUUAGGGAGGCCAUACAUGACUUCAACUUUGCAGGUUUCCACAUACCUAAAGGUUGGAAGGUAGGGCAUGCAGUGGCAUUAUAUUGGAAUGCCAAUUCAACACACAGGAAUCCUGAAAGCUUCCUGGAUCCUGAAACAUUUGAUCCGACAAGAUUCGAAGGGAUCGGACCGGCACCUUAUAAAUUUGUUCCGUUUGGAGGAGGGCCUAGGAUAUGUCCUGGGAAAGAAUAUGCACGGCUGGAGAUACUUGUGUUCAUGCAUAAUUUGGUCAAAAGAUUCAGGUGGGAGAAGCUGAUUCCUGAUGAGAAGAUAAUUGUGGAUCCCCUCCCAUAUCAUGCUAAACAACUUCCCAUCCACCUCUUCCACCACUAA
Molecule: messenger RNA, 1335 nt
Organism: Dovyalis caffra
Lineage: Eukaryota; Viridiplantae; Streptophyta; Magnoliopsida; Malpighiales; Salicaceae
Source: the annotation of a GenBank genome assembly